This is a messenger RNA of Globicephala melas (long-finned pilot whale), 1919 nucleotides long. RefSeq names its product FCF1 rRNA-processing protein (gene FCF1). Gene Ontology annotation, cellular component: nucleolus; small-subunit processome. The record is from RefSeq and is a predicted model, not a curated record. Lineage: Eukaryota; Metazoa; Chordata; Mammalia; Artiodactyla; Delphinidae.
CGCGCUGCUGGUGAUUCCGGAAGAAACAACAGUGCGGCGUGAACAUGGGGAAACAAAAGAAAACACGGAAGUAUGCGACCAUGAAGCGAAUGCUUAGUCUCAGAGAUCAGAGGCUUAAAGAAAAGGAUAGAUUAAAACCGAAAAAGAAAGAAAAGAAAGAUCCCAGUGCACUCAAGGAAAGAGAAGUCCCCCAACACCCUUCCUGCUUAUUCUUCCAAUAUAACACACAGCUGGGCCCACCUUACCACAUCCUGGUCGAUACCAACUUUAUCAACUUUUCCAUUAAAGCCAAACUGGACUUAGUGCAGUCAAUGAUGGACUGUCUGUAUGCCAAGUGUAUCCCUUGUAUAACUGACUGCGUAAUGGCUGAAAUUGAGAAAUUGGGGCAGAAGUAUCGAGUGGCUCUAAGGAUUGCCAAGGAUCCAAGAUUUGAACGAUUACCAUGCACACACAAAGGAACCUAUGCAGAUGACUGCUUAGUACAAAGAGUAACUCAGCACAAGUGUUACAUUGUGGCCACAGUUGACCGGGACCUUAAACGAAGAAUCCGGAAGAUCCCUGGAGUUCCCAUCAUGUACAUUUCUAACCAUAGGUACAACAUUGAGCGGAUGCCAGAUGAUUAUGGAGCCCCUCGGUUCUAAUUCUUAAAAGACAAAUUUCCUCUGCCUUCCUUCAACCAACUUUCUCUUUUGCCAGUUCAUUAAACAUGCUAUAGCAUGAAUUAUUAUUCCACUCACCCAUUUGCUCUGUAAUGAGCUCAGUAUGGUUAAAUACACUCACUUUUUAAUAUUUUUGUUGUUGUUGUUGGGUUUGUUUUGUUUUGUUUUGUUUUGUUUUUGCGGUACGCGGGCCUCUCACUGUUGUGGCCUCUCCCGUUGCGGAGCACAGGCUCCGGACGCGCAGGCUCAGUGGCCAUGGCUCACGGGCCCAGCCUCUCCGCGGCAUGUGGGAUCUUCCCGGACUGGGGCACGAACCCGUGUCCCCUGCAUCAGCAGGCGGACUCUCAACCACUGCGCCACCAGGGAAGCCCCUUUAAUGUUGUUUUGAAAAUUAUAUUUUGUGUCAUUUUAAAAUUUGUUGCAUCUUUUUAUAAAUCAGAUAAUUGCUCACAUAAUUUGAUGGUCAUUUUAUAUUGAUUUACUCAACAAAUAUUUAUUAAGAUGAUACUAGGUAUUUAAUAAGAUAUGGUCUUAUCCUCAAGAUACUCAUUUAUGAUGGAAAAGAGAAACAUGUAGAUGAAUAAAUACGAUAAAAUAAUGAUGCUGAGAUGAAAGUAUGAGGGAGUAGACAUACAGGUGGAAAGAAUGAUUUUUUUCUGCUUGGUUGGAAUGGGGAGGGGAGAAAGACCAGAAGCAGUUAUGUUUGAGUUAAUCUUUAAAAAGAACUAGAAAGAGAAGGUGUCUGUACCCACAUCUGAGACUCCAGAAGUAGGAGGUGGGAGGGAGGGGGCUUUAUAUGACAUGCUAAAGGGUUUGGACUUAAUCCUAAGGUCAAUGGGGAGUUAUUAAAACUUUAAUUAGGGUGGAUAACAUAAUCAGAUUAGAUGUUUUACAUGAUCACAACAUAGCUAAGAAUGGACAAAUAGCUCAUUGAAACAGACUAGAAAGUCCAUAAGUAGACCUAUAUAUUUAUGGCAAUUUGGUAUGUUAUAAAGCUGGUAUUUCAAAUCUAUGUGAAAAGGAAAUUACAUUAAAAGCCAAAUAUUGUGGAGUCAUUCCAUUAGGGUUAGAAUCCUGAUUUCACCAGUUAAUAUCUAUACGAAUUGGGCAAACCACAUAGCCAUUUGAUGCCUUCUUUGUUUCCCUUUUUAAAUGUUUUGUUUAAUCCUCAAAACAACCCCAAUAAGAUGGGGUUGAAUUGAACAGUACCUGUUACAAGUAAGUGUUGUUCAAUAAAUGUUAGUGAUUAUUGUAUUAUAA